Molecule: messenger RNA, 993 nt
Organism: Symbiodinium sp. CCMP2592
Lineage: Eukaryota; Dinophyceae; Suessiales; Symbiodiniaceae
Source: the annotation of a GenBank genome assembly
AUGCUUAUGGUUCUCGUGUCGGUGGAUACUUCAGCUUCAAGCAUUCGGGCAAAAAAACCGGGGGGGGCGCGGAUCUACGCGGUCUCGCAUUGCUGGGAGGCGCAGCAACAUCCGGACCCGUUUGGUUUUCAGUCCAGGAGGCUUUUAGAUUGGUUCUUUCUUCCUUCUCAGACGGGGAUUGAGAGUGUGGCGGGUAAAUUUUCUCCUGACUCAGCAUGGCUGUUUAUAGACUACAUUUGCUUGCCGCAGUACAAAAGGUCAGGGGACGAACAGGUGAGUUUCAGCCGUGCCAUGAAGGCGAUGCACGUGCUCUACGCACAUGCAGCUAUUUUUCACGUUGUCCGCUUGGAAGACAUUGCAGCCUCUGAGCAUCUCGACCUGCCGAAUCCGUUCCCAAGUCUAGGUAGGUUUAUCAUCACAAGCAUGUUGAGAUGCGUCCCGGGAGUUCGAUCGCCGAAGUUCAUCGAAAUCUAUUGUGAGAGCACCAACAAAGUUGAGCUUCGUCCCUUCGCCGAAUUGGUGCUGAACCGUGUGCCGUAUGCUCAGCGAGGCUGGUGCAUCGCUGAGGUUCAAUGGAUGAGCACCAAGGAAAGCAUCCAUCGGUAUGCACCUAUGACUCCGGCCAUGUUUCGAGAGCGGGUGAAGCGUGGGCUGGAGGGAGAACAAGAUGGGUUGGUGUUGAUGUUCACACACCGUGAUGAUAUGAACAUUGUAGUAAGACUCCAAGAGGCAGUGUUUUUGAAGCACUCCCAGCAGCGGACAAAGCUUUGUGCCUUUGAUUUGCCCUUGAAGGAGGUAGAAGUGCUGGCUGAGACGCUGCCCAGCUUUGUGAAUCUCAAGUUUUUAAGAGUUGUGUAUAGUAGCGAGGCAGAUGUCGAUUUGUUUGAGUCGUGCAUUGCAAUACUACAGCCGGUAAUCCCGCUUUGCCGCAGGCUGAGCGAAGCCACAGUUGUUGAUCGUGAUCGUGUUGCUAAUCUCCUUAUCAAAUCAUGA